Molecule: messenger RNA, 1786 nt
Organism: Schistosoma haematobium
Lineage: Eukaryota; Metazoa; Platyhelminthes; Trematoda; Strigeidida; Schistosomatidae
Exons: 9
Coding region: 203-1786 (527 amino acids)
Biological process (GO): positive regulation of transcription by RNA polymerase II
Molecular function (GO): metal ion binding; transcription cis-regulatory region binding
Source: RefSeq, a predicted model, not a curated record
AAUCUAUCGUGCUGCUUAGGCGCUGUCGUUGUAUCUCGCGGAAGCUUUCCAGGUUCUCUUCAUCUUACAUAUUGGGACUUGUAGUGGCACACUUCAAACUGUUCUCAUUUUUGUAUAUUUUGAUAUAAUGGAGUUCUAAAUAUGUGUCCUAUGUACUCAAGCCAAUCUGCAAUAAUCUUCGAGAGAAAAACCCUUUCCACCGAUGGAAAAGUCACUAGUGCGCUUUCCUAUGAACGCUCAGCGCCCCAGCAAAUCCGAAAGAAGAGAUGGCAGAAUGUACACCAACCUGCCGGUAUCUUUAUCGAGCCGGAAGUCCUACACAAACAGCUCCCAGGCCAGAAACCGACAGUCAAAACAAAGUUCCAAACGGCAUGUCGAUUUAGUGACUAGCUACAAGACAAAGCCCAAUUGUGCACACAUUAGAUGUCCAGAAGGUGAAAAAUCACUUGAAGCCCAUUUAGAUGGCUAUGUGCAAGUCUCAAGCCAAUUUGUCCUAAUUCCUGAUUCUGCAUACUUGGAAACCAAUUAUGACGGGACCCCUCCACAAUGGGAGCAGGUCUCGUUUGUAAAAGUCCUGAGCAAAGGCGAUCUAGUGUGUCCCAUAUGUCUCUAUUCGCCUAUCACGCCACGAAUGGGUAAAUGUGGACACGUUUAUUGUUGGCCCUGUGCAUUACAAUAUUUAAAAUACGAAAAUGAAUCGGAUAGCAAAAAGUGCUCUGUCUGUCCCUCCUUGUUAUCAUUCGAUGGACUCAGGAGGGUAUCCCUAACCCAUAUUACUCCAACGAAGGUCGGCGAUAGCAUAUGCUUGACGCUAGUCAAGCGUUCAGGACUUUGUGUAACUCCUCUUUCAUCUCUCCAAACAUCUGAAGCUACCAUUGGAUCCCUUUUCGGAUGUGUUUACGUCACCGAUCAAAUAACACUGAAAAAUAUUCACGAGUCAGAGAUCGAUCAACUUCGUACGUAUAGAGCUAUUUGUGAAGUAGAUGGAAACAACACAGAGCUGAUUCCAUUCAUUAACUUUGCCUUCGAAGAGCUGAAUCGCGAAGAAAUGCUUCUAAAAUCUUGCAGUACCAGUUCAUCUAAGCCUUGCAAAUCUUGCAGUCAAGAUAUUAAUGGUGUUUCUACAAAUGAAACAUAUUUCUACCAAGCUAUGGAUAGUCAACCCAUUUUCUUAGAUAGCCUAGGGUGGCGAUGUCUACUAACGGAGUACAAAGAAACACAAAAUCUUCCAAAGAAGAUUGUCGCAACCGUUGUGUCAACUAAAAAUUAUCGGAUGAACUCCUCCUUACGAAAACCUCUGAGGUACCUGAGCCAUUUACCUGAUGGAUACGCCUUCAGUAUAGUGGAAAUCAAGCUAGAACCACCGUUGGUAUCUGAAUUGACACUAUCUCACUUUGCCACAUCGUUGAAUAACCGCGCAUUGGAGCGAGAUCGAAGUCGUCUCGAAGAUCUGAAACUUACUGAGUUAAAAAAGGCAGCUGAAAACCAAUUUACGUCACUGCCUCCAGGUUUUGUUCUCAGCGGUCAUGCAACUUUAUCAGCUAAGCAAGAAGUACAACUUGACCCCUCAAAUUUCGUCCCACUCUCAGCUACGACGCAAAAUAUAAAAUGGAAAGAAACUUUACCAAUCAGUUUUGCUGAAAUUUCUCGCUCUGGUGCACUCAAUGUUGUUGGUCCAGAUCGUGUUGCCCAUUUCUCGCGAAGUCCUCCGAACACAACUAAUCCUAAACGCUUCGAUAUCAAUUCCGAAUCUUGGCCUACCUUAGGUGAAACUUCGAAAAGCUGA